Messenger RNA from Planococcus citri (citrus mealybug), 1197 nucleotides. RefSeq lists its product as uncharacterized. Lineage: Eukaryota; Metazoa; Arthropoda; Insecta; Hemiptera; Pseudococcidae. Bases 327 to 941 code for a protein of 204 amino acids. The transcript is spliced from 5 exons. The record is from RefSeq and is a predicted model, not a curated record.
UUUAAUUUUAAAUUAUCAUACAUGUAUGUGUGACAAAGAAUGCCAAUACGAGAUUAGAUUAUAGUACCUAUACUGCCAGUGGCUCUGAUUAGUGAUUCUUCUGAGUCUCUCUGCUAGCUCAUUUCCUCACUUUUUUGACAUCGUUUCUCAGAAAUCAGAAUCACAAUAUUAUUGCAGUAUUUUUCUUCUAUUUCUCGAUCAAGUUAUUGUUCCGAAUUUUUAUCGAAUACCGAGUGUUUUAGAAGGAUCACGUGAUUAUUUCGGAUAUUUUUUUCCCUUACCUAUUCUCACAUUUCUCACUGUGGCAUGUUUUAUUAUCGAAUGAAAUGGAAAGUCCUCACUUAAACCAAGAUCGAUCCGAGGACGAAACUAUUGAAACUUUGCGAGCGGCGAUCCUAUUUUCUGUCAAUUCCACACCUCGAAACGAAAAUAUAGAUUAUAUUUUGCAAGGCGUACGUAACUCUGGAGCUAAUACUGAAUUUAAAACGGCCGUGGCCGGCACACUCCAUUUUUUUAUGAGCUAUCAUUUUCACGUAGCCAUCGACGCUACCCUGUUUACGAUCGCACAUCACCAAACGUGCCAGUUACCAAAUGGCUGGGAUGGUGAAAAAAUAAUCCUAUCACCUCUCCCUGAAAUACAAUGCGCAGAAUACCUUACGCGGUUCAUGGAUCAAACAUUCAAGCUUUCAUUGGUACGAACUGGAGAUUUGAUCAAUGUAAAUUUACAGCACAUCGCAAAUGGGAGCGUGUUUACUUCAGAUCCAUUAGACGUAGCGCUGGUUAAUGGUUUUUACAACGAGAAUAUGCAAUUGCAAUACGCUUAUGCUAGCAUUUUUUUCCACGCGCUGAAACACGGAUUCCAGGAAGCGAUUGACAAAGCUCUCAGGAAUGAGUCGCCGGAUGGUUCUCGUGGAGGUUUUUAUCUACCAGUGGGGCACUAACCUCUUCCUCAGCCUCAGCCCUAGCAGCCACAGCCCCUGCCGGUUUACAUCCGGCAGGAGCACCGCCUCAAUAAUUGUUUUUUGUUGUAAGAAUCAAUCGAAUAAAAAACAAUUAUUGCGGCUGUGCUCCCGCCGAAUAUUGUUGGUAUAUUGCCUGUUUCUUACCUCUGUAUCAUAAGAUUAACCAUGCUAUUUUUUUAAAUUUAUAAAAAUUUGUUCAAGUCUUGUUUAGUCAAAAAAAAGUUAUCGAUUUAAU